GGGAGGAUAAGAAGCAAUUCCUCACCAUAACAUCAUGUUGUUGGCCAUUGAUUCACUUCUUUUAUGACCUACUACUCAAUUACAAUUUGGAUUUCAUUUUUAUAAAAAACCCAACAAUUUUUCCACUAACCCUUCAAAAAUUAAAAUCAUAAUUCCCAAAAAAAAAAAAAAACCUAACUUUCUCUCUAUAAUUUGUGAGUUUGUUGCUAAAAGAAGAAGGGUACUUGUAAAUUCACUAUUUGAGCAUAGUAAAGAAACUAGUGGUAAUGUUAUUGGCUAAGUUGUGCAUGGUGCGUAGGAUAAGGAAGGGUAAAGGGUGCGUAGGAUAAGGGCGGAGUAGGUUAGAGAUUGGCACUUCACAUUGCACACUCAAAAGCAAGAAAUUUUUUUCAAAAAGCUACUCUAGUUUUUAAUUAUAAACACCCACAUUAAAAAAGGAGGCUAAAGAUCAAAACUUGGCUCCAAUUUGCUGAUUUUUUAACUUAAAAAUUAAAGGGAAAUGAAAUUAAAUUAAAAGGGUCACUUUCUUUUUCUACUUUUUGGGAAUUUUUCUCUCUCAUAAAGGGGUGGGGAGGUGAUGGAAUUGAUUGAUUUUCAGAGGAUUGAGCUUCUUCUUGUUGCUGAGGAACUUGCUGUAAGAGAAAGACUCAAACUUUGAGCAAAGUAAAAAGAAAAAGUUCAUUACUUCCAUUCAAAUUUUUACAGCUUCUUCAGAUUCUUGGUUUGCAACUGAAAUUACUCUCUUCUGUUGAUUAAUUAUAGCUUCAAAUUUCAGUUUUUGUUGAGAAUUGCAGUUGUGUUUUCAUCAAUUCUGCAUCAAUUGAUUCAUACUUUUUUGACUAACAAUGUCUUCUGAUAUUAGUUAAAUUAUAAGAAUUCUUGAGUUUUUGAGUAAAGUUUGGAUUUUUUUUUUGGUGAAUUAGGUAAUACCCAUAUAGUGAAUUUGUAUUGAUGAUGGAAUAUUGUUUGAAAAAAAGUGUUUAUAAAGUAAAUCAUGUUGUGGGUAUGGUUAGUUUUGUGAAAUUGUUGUGAAUUUUAGUAAUUUUAAGGGUAUUUUGAUUGGAGACUGCUUCUAGGGUCUGUGUUUAGGGUCUUUCGUUACUUCAAUGGGGAGAGAUUGCCUGCUGGUACCAAAUGUUGGACCGCCAAUAAAGCGGCGUGCAGGGUUGAGGAGGAAACAGGCUGGUAGAGGUUCAUACAGAGGAAGUUAGAUUAGAUAAUUGAGAUAUUUUAGGCUGGUGAUUUUGUGUGACAGAUUGACAUUUUUAACUAACAAGCCCGAGCUCGGCGGGGUGCAAUUGUUCUUAGUUGGGGAAGGGGGAUUUUAGACUUUAGAUUUGCUGGUGAGUGCCAAGAUGGCAACUCACUUGCAGCAGUUGCUUCGGAGCCUAUGUUGGAAUACUGAGUGGAAUUACGCGGUAUUUUGGAAGCUCAAACAUCGUGCUCGAAUGGUAUUGACUUGGGAAGAUGCUUUCUACAAUAAUCACUCUAAAUUUGAUUCUUCGGAGAGUAAAAGCUUUGGUGAAGUAUUUGAAAGCUUGCAUGAUGGGCAUGUUGCUCAUGAUCCUGUUGGCCUGGCCGUGGCAAAGAUGUCUUACCAUGUUUAUUCUCUUGGGGAAGGAAUUGUUGGCCAGGUGGCUGUUACUGGAAAGCAUCGUUGGAUUUUUGCUUGUGAACAGGCAACGAGUUCCUGCACACCACCAGAGCUCUGUGAUGGAUGGCAAGCUCAGUUUGCAGCUGGAAUUAAGACCAUUGUCGUUGCACCUGUUGGUCCACUGGGAGUUGUACAACUUGGCUCCCUGAACAAGGUCAAUGAAAAUAUGCAGUUGUUGACACAUAUUAGAUAUGUAUUUUCUUCUCUUCAAGAGUCAGCAUGCCAUAUCCAGACUCCAAUACAAAGCAGUCUGCAGAAUGUGCUCCAGAUGUCGGAUAUACCAGUGAGCACUUUUGGUUCAGAUGUCCUUCAAGAGUGUGUACUUGAUCUUGAUAAAACUGCACAUAAUGACAACACUUCUUCCCAUUCUCUUGGUAUUCAAUCUCCCAAGAGACGCCUUGUUGAUUCUUUUGGGGGAUCUUUGUCUGUUGUGCAUCUUAGCGAGGCAGUGGAAUUGAUGAGGAAAAAUGGACUUAUUCAAUCAAUAUCUGAAAAUCAGCAAACUACUGAUCUGCUCAAUGACAUUAGUUGCGAAAGUAACGGUUAUAAGAUCCAAAAUGGAGUUACUAGUACUGCACGACAAAUUUGUGCAUCCUCUCAAAGUUGCCUUACAGAAAAUAGCUCUUUACAUGAUGUUAAAGUUUCAGCUGAAAAGUCCAGAGCUCACUUAGACAGCAGAGAACAUCCUUCUGAGGAACUAGUUCAAAAACAGGUCGCUUCUGACCCCUUGGAAAGACUUAAGUUGGAGGAUAUUUUGGAUAAUCAACCAGAAUUUAGUUGCCUGGAUUCUCUAGGCAACUUCAAGUCACCUGUCACGUUCUCUGCUGGAACUGAGCUUCAUGAAGCUUUAGGACCUGCUUUUCUAAAACAGUGCUACCCUUGGUCUUGGGAAUCUGAAAAUCCAGAAGGGCUAGCUUCUCAGAUGCCAGAGACUAUGGAAAGCAGCUUAAUUACAUCAGAUUCUGGGACAGAUCAUCUUUUAGAAGCCGUUGUAGCUAAUUUUUGCCGUAAGGAUGCUGCUUUUAAGAGUGCAAAGUCACUUUCUACAUCCGAAUCUAUGUUAACAACUGAAAAAAUGCCAGAGCCAUCUAUUAAUAAUAGCCAUACGAUUGGUUCAUCAUCAUAUUACUCGAUUGGCUGCUCAUCGCUUCUAGAGGAAAGUACACAGAACUGCUUGAACUCUUCAGAAUCUUGUAGCAUUAGGUCUUCAACUAGUUCAUACAGAGAGCCAAUGGUGAGGCCAGCUGAUCAGGGUAAGGCUAACAAGAAGAGAGCAAGACCUGGUGAAAGUUCUAGGCCUCGGCCAAGAGAUAGGCAGCUUAUUCAAGAUCGGAUUAAAGAGCUUCGAGAGCUUGUGCCCAAUGGAGCAAAGUGCAGCAUUGAUUCGCUGCUGGAGCGGACGAUCAAGCAUAUGGUGUUCAUGCAGAGUGUCACAAAGCAUUCUGACAAGCUCAGUAAUUGUGUUAAAUCUAGGGGUUGCAGUAAUGAAAUGGGAGCUCUAGGAUCUAAUCAAGAGCAAGGCUCAAGCUGGGUCGUGGAGGUUGGAGGCCAUAUGAAAAUAUGCCCAAUUGUGGUUGAAAACCUCAACAUGAAUGGGCAAAUGCUAAUUGAGAUGUUGUGCGAGGAUUGUGAUCAUUUUCUGGAGAUAGCAGAAGCUAUUAGAAGCUUGGGUCUGACUAUUCUAAAAGGCAUGACUGAUAAUCACGGAGACAAAACAUGGAUGCGUUUUGUGGUUGAGAGUCAGAGUAACAGAAACUUGCAUAGGAUGGAUGUCUUGUGGUCACUUGUUCAGCUACUUCAAUCAAAAAAUACUGUCUAAUGACUUGCCAGCUUGGUGUCAGCAACUUCAAUUUCAGCGCUUUGUUUGAGGUUCUGUGAGUUGUUUAGUGAUGUUUUAUGAUGACUACCUUGUUUAAAUUUAGUGUUUUAUGGUUGAGUGAUUUGGGUUUGCUUGCUCCCUUUAAUUAUAUAUAGUGUGCCAGAGAAAAGAAACCCUGAAAUUCUAAAGAAAUGGGUCUUUUCCACUUACUUUUAUGUUGUGUUUUUCACCCCAAGUUGUAAGUUUUCGGGAGCUUGAAACCCUUUUUAAUGAAUCUGAAGUGUGCAUUUAUUUUUUGCA
This is a messenger RNA of Chenopodium quinoa (quinoa), 3773 nucleotides long. Its product is annotated as transcription factor EMB1444-like. The record is from RefSeq and is a predicted model, not a curated record. The transcript has 11 exons. Gene Ontology annotation, molecular function: DNA-binding transcription factor activity; protein dimerization activity. Gene Ontology annotation, biological process: regulation of DNA-templated transcription. The coding region runs from base 1356 to 3473 and encodes 705 amino acids. NCBI's taxonomy places the organism in Eukaryota, Viridiplantae, Streptophyta, Magnoliopsida, Caryophyllales, Amaranthaceae.